CUCACGUGGCCGAAGGUCGAGGUUCAAUAUCAUAACCGCUCACUUUAUCGUGCGCUAAAAUGGAAUUGUAUCCAUGACAACCGGCAAACAAUAUAUGCGGGCCGGAGAGAUUAUGACUUCGGCGGCCGCUGUGGCGAGCUCUGUAGAGGUGGGACUGGAGGCUUCAGAUAAGAGGAAGAUGAAAAAGAAGAAAUCUCUCCUCAUUAACCUAACACACUGCAGAUAUGACAGUGUUCGUAGAGUGGCCAGACGCUGUGGUCUCCUACCAACGACUGGUGAUUCAGAUGACUGGACUGUGUUCUGGAUGGACACCUCUGUUCUGAUGGAGAGAGCCAUGGAGAUGAAGAGAUAUCAGAAGAUCAACCAUUUCCCAGGGAUGGGCGAAAUCUGUCGCAAAGACCUUCUCGGCAGGAACCUCUCUAGAAUGAAGAAACUGUUUCCCAAAGAAUACAACAUUUUCCCCCAGACCUGGGUCAUGCCUGCAGACUACAGUGACUUUCAGACCUUUUGCCGACUCAAGAAACACAAAACCUUCAUCUCAAAACCAGAGGCCAGCUGUCAGGGCAGGGGAAUCUCCAUUUUCAAGAACCCGAAGAGCAUCAAACCAGGGGAGCACUGUGUGGUACAGCAGUACAUAUCAAGACCAUUUCUCAUUGAUGAUUUCAAGUUUGAUCUGAGAGUGUAUGUGCUGGUGACCUCCUGUGAUCCACUGCGGGUCUACAUCUAUAGAGAUGGUCUGGGAAGGUUUGCCACCAUUCCUUACAGAGAACCGACUCACCACAAUCUGGAAGAGGCCUGCCUGCAUCUCACCAACUACUCCAUCAACAAGAACAGCCAGGACUUCAUCAGGGACGAUGUCUGCGGCAGCAAACGCAGACUCUCAACUGUCAACCAGUGGUUCUCUGACAACGACUACGACACAGGCAAAAUCUGGGCCACAGUUGACGACGUGAUCAUCAAGACACUGGUGGCAGCUCAUCCUGUUCUGAGACACAACUACAGAUCAUGCUUUCCUUCUCACACUCACGGCUCUGCCUGCUUCGAAAUCCUUGGCUUUGACAUUCUGUUGGACCGUAAACUAAAGGCCUGGCUUCUUGAAGUAAACCACUCUCCUAGUUUCCACACCGACUCUCCACUGGACAAGGAGGUGAAGGAAGGUCUUCUGAGUGACACGUUCCACUUGCUGGACCUGCGGGCCACUGACAGACGGCGCUGUAUGGAGGAGGACAAGAAGAGGGUUCAGCAGAGACUCCUCACUAGACACAGGACAAAGGAGGAGAACUGCAGGGAAGAAGAGGAGAGAGUAAGAAGUGUGCUCCGAUCACAGGCCUAUGAGGAGAGGCACAUGGGAAGGUUUCGAAGGAUCUACCCUGUGAGAGAGAGGGAGGACGACACUUACUGCAGGUUCUUUGAGCAGACCAGCUCCCUGUGUGCUGAGACUGCAGCCUCAAAGGCCAGAAUGGAACUGGCCAGACUACAGGUAACUGAUGUUGGCUCAUACUGUUGCACAUAUAAUGUGCAUAUGUGACCCGCUACGAGAUAUCGAACGAUACCAAACCCCCAGAUGUCCCAUUUCUCAUAACCGGUCACAUAAUAUGUAUCAUAAUACAGAGGCAGGAGAUUGAGGAAAAGGCAAAGGAAGAGGAGAGAAGGAAAACUACACUGGGAGGAAGAGGAGAGAGGAGAGAGAAGGGAGAGGAGAUGGGAGAGGUGCAGGUGGAGGAGCAGAGCAGAGUCAGAGUGGCUGCCAGGAGAAGAGUUCCCUUCAGACUGACCAGCAGCAAGAAGACAGAGCAAACUGCUGGGGCAGGGGAGAGCAGGAAGACCGAGCAACCAGCCACAGCAGAGGAGACUCGGGAGACAUUGGAGUAUGAGGUGAUUGAUGAAGAGGAAGAGAGGGAGAGAUUGGCUGGGCUACAAGUCAGAGAGCGACUGGUCCGGAACCUUGAUCUUCCUCAGACUCUCUCCUUCCUUCUGGCUUCCCCACGAUCUCCUCCUCCCCUCCCCACCUCCACAUUACCACUUCCCAGAAGACACAGCUCCACUCAUCACUGUUCUCACAUCACACAGUCAACUCCACAACCUCUCCUCUCUCUGCACUCCAAACCUUUCGUCACCAAGUCUGGUCCUCCAUUUCGCUGUUGGCAGAGUUCUCUGGAUCCUCUGGAAGCAUUUGGUCUGGUGGUGACAGCUGCUCCUGUCACUAGCAGGCACCCUCCCACUCACAGACCCUAGCAUAGAAUUCACUUUUGAUCAUCAUUUUUGUGCCAUUGUUUAUGGGUUUACGUGCCACCAGUCAAUUCGCUCGUAGAAUGUUAGUAGCUAAUAGUGAAAGAAAAUAGUGUGACAAGUGCAUAACAGUCUAUACUGUCUAGCUCUCGGGCUGGGUCCCUAGCAACUGUUCUUCUUUUUCUCUGAGCUGUCUCUCCAGUCCCUGGGCCUCCAGCACAACUUCUAGUCGUCUCUCCUCUCUUCUUGUCCUCUCCAGAACAGCGCUUCUCCUCUCCAGCUCCCUGUCCAGCAACCCAAUUCUCUGCUGCAGUUUGAAGUUGAGGUAGAGAGAAGCCAGCACUUCAUGGUUGACCUCGUCCACUGAGCUUCCCUCCUCUCUGGCUCUCUUUAUGUCGCCGAACACGCUCACGUGAGCCGGGACGGUAAACACGUUAGAACUGCAGAACUGGAUGAAUUUGUGGAACCAUUUCUCGUCCAGAGAGCGGCUGUAGGAUGCCAGGAGCUGGUCGCAGCCGUCCUUCACCUCCCGCUGUCUCUCUGGCUCGGGGAAUUCGGCCAGCAGUGCGUCUCUGAGGGCACCGACUGCUCCCAGGAACUCAUUGUAACCAACUGCGUAAAUCUCUUCGUACAGACGGUUGGGAUGGAAGCCGAAAUGCUGCCAAGUAACCAGCUCGUCCAUCCACAGCAGUCUCUCGGUGCGCUUCGAGCUCCACCCUCGUAAAGACCCGCCCACUAAUCGUGA
Messenger RNA from Geodia barretti, 2974 nucleotides. NCBI's taxonomy places the organism in Eukaryota, Metazoa, Porifera, Demospongiae, Tetractinellida, Geodiidae. The record is from the annotation of a GenBank genome assembly.